CUUCUUUUGCUUGGCUUGCUGCUUUCCUCAUCUCAUCUUUCUUUUUCUUUCUCCCAAUCCUUCUUUCUGUCUUUUCAUCAUCAAUAAUUCUUCAGCUUUAGUUCACUCUCUUUCUUAUCUUUUUUGAUUAUUUCAUCCAAUUUGUCUGUAAGAACACAUAACCAAAAUAAAACAUUGAAGAGAAAGCUCUCUGUUUGCGGCUCUGUUUUGAGAAAUAUCAUCAAUUUGGAUUCGGAGGAGAAGAAGAAAGUAAGAGUUUUUAGUUAAAGAGCAACAAGUGGGUAUCAGCCAUGGAACCUCCUAAGCCAGAAGAAAUAACCCAUCCCCCGAUGGACCAACUCCAAGGCUUCGAGUACUGCAUCGACUCCAACCCUUCUUGGGGGGAAGCAAUUGCUCUGGGUUUUCAGCACUACAUCUUGGCUUUAGGAACUGCAGUAAUGAUUCCAUCCUUUCUCGUACCUCUAAUGGGAGGGUCGGAUAACGAUAAGGUAAGGGUGGUGCAGACGCUUUUAUUUGUUGGAGGGAUCAAUACGUUCUUACAGACACUAUUUGGGACUCGGCUGCCAACGGUGAUCGGAGGUUCUCAUGCAUUUCUCGUCCCUAUAGUCUCCAUAAUUCAUGAUCCUUCAUUGAGAGCUAUCGGAGAUCAUCAUCAGAGAUUUCUCCAAACCAUGAGAGCAAUUCAAGGUGCCCUAAUAGUGGCAUCAAGCAUUCAAAUUAUUCUGGGCUACAGUCAGCUAUGGGGGAUCUGCUCCAGGUUUUUCAGCCCUCUGGGAAUGGUUCCAGUAAUUUCAUUGGUUGGUUUUGGCUUAUUUGAUAGAGGCUUCCCAUUGGUUGGAAGGUGUACAGAAAUUGGGGUUCCCAUGCUUAUCCUAUUUGUUGCUUUUUCCCAGUACUUAAAAAAUUUCCGGGCUAAAGAUUUGCCAAUAUUGGAGCGAUUUGCACUUGUAAUAUCGAUCACAGUUAUAUGGGCUUACGCGCACCUGCUGACAGCUAGUGGUGCAUACAAGCAUCGCCCAUUAUUGACCCAAGUCCAUUGCCGAACUGACAGGGCCAAUCUUAUUUCUUCUGCACCAUGGAUAAAAAUUCCAUAUCCACUCCAGUGGGGUGCACCUACCUUUGAUGCUGGUCAUGCAUUUGGAAUGAUGGCUGCUGUUCUAGUCUCCCUGAUUGAGUCAACUGGAGCAUACAAGGCAGCAUCUCGGUUGGCAAGUGCCACACCUCCUCCAGCUCAUGUCCUUAGCCGUGGUAUCGGCUGGCAGGGAAUAGGGAUCCUACUAGAUGGACUCUUUGGGACAGGGACUGGCUCUACAGUAUCAGUAGAAAACAUAGGUCUUCUCGGAUCCACUCGGGUUGGGAGCCGCAGAGUUAUUCAAAUCUCAGCUGGCUUUAUGAUCUUCUUCUCAAUCUUAGGAAAAUUUGGAGCAUUGUUUGCAUCAAUACCUUUCACCAUAUUUGCUGCCAUUUAUUGCGUUCUGUUUGGCCUUGUUGCAUCGGUGGGUCUGUCAUUUCUACAGUUCACAAACAUGAACUCAAUGAGGAACCUCUUCAUCACGGGCGUUGCCUUCUUCUUGGGGCUGUCUGUUCCUGAAUACUUCCGUGAAUACACUGCCAGUGCAUUACAUGGUCCUGCUCAUACCAAGGCUGGAUGGUUCAACGAUUUCAUCAAUACUAUUUUCUUCUCCUCCCCAACUGUGGCACUAAUUGUUGCAGUUUUCCUUGACAACACACUUGACUAUAAGGAUAUUGCAAAAGAUAGAGGAAUGCCAUGGUGGGCAAGAUUCCGGACAUUUAAAGGAGACAGCCGGAACGAGGAAUUUUACACCCUUCCCUUUAAUCUCAACCGCUUCUUCCCUCCAUCAUGAUUCAAUGCUAGUAACAAAAUGAGAAAGAGAUUUAUGUAGAAGGCAUGUGAUGAUCAUAGUUUUGAUGAGGAGAAGAGGAGCUGGUAUAUUUUACUCCAUUUUUCUUUU
Messenger RNA from Telopea speciosissima, 1973 nucleotides. RefSeq names its product nucleobase-ascorbate transporter 2. NCBI's taxonomy places the organism in Eukaryota, Viridiplantae, Streptophyta, Magnoliopsida, Proteales, Proteaceae. Gene Ontology annotation, cellular component: membrane. The transcript has 14 exons. Gene Ontology annotation, molecular function: transmembrane transporter activity. The record is from RefSeq and is a predicted model, not a curated record. Gene Ontology annotation, biological process: transmembrane transport. Bases 291 to 1865 code for a protein of 524 amino acids.